AUGAAAGACAUGCGAUCGUGUGGUUCACAUCAGGCGAAAGAGACGUCGUUAGGUACGUGUGACGACAAAAGUGGCGACGCACGCGACACGGAACUCGGUCGAAAUCAACGACCUCAUGGGUAA
This is a messenger RNA of Peronospora matthiolae, 123 nucleotides long. The record is from the annotation of a GenBank genome assembly. NCBI's taxonomy places the organism in Eukaryota, Oomycota, Peronosporomycetes, Peronosporales, Peronosporaceae.